Galleria mellonella (greater wax moth) is the source of this 4099-nucleotide messenger RNA. RefSeq names its product leucine-rich melanocyte differentiation-associated protein-like. NCBI's taxonomy places the organism in Eukaryota, Metazoa, Arthropoda, Insecta, Lepidoptera, Pyralidae. The coding region runs from base 526 to 1524 and encodes 332 amino acids. The transcript is spliced from 6 exons. The record is from RefSeq and is a predicted model, not a curated record. Gene Ontology annotation, molecular function: protein binding. Gene Ontology annotation, biological process: melanocyte differentiation.
CAGUACUUACUCUCCAGUAUAGUCGUACUAUAUUGAUGGCCUGGUGUAUAUUUUAUUAUAAAUAUAGUUUCUUUGUGUUAUUGCAUAAAAUAAUAAUUUAUUUAAAAAAAACUAGUGAUCGUGGAAUAACAUUUAUAUUAACUAAUUUAUAAGUAUAAACUUUUUACUAAAUGUAAAUCUAAAAUUCUUGCAUUAUAUAGCUAUUUUAUUAAUAGUUAUUUAUUAAAAUAGUUAUUUAAAAUUCUAUAUGCAACUAUCCGUAACCCAAAAAGGUCGCAAAGGAUCUGUAAUUUCUAGAGAAUCUGUAAGUCUAGUCUCGUUUUGCUUAGCCGGUACGUGGUCAAAGAAACAACUAUUUUCACGAUCGUUCCAAAAUAGCUUAGGUAACCAAAUAUUCUUUGAAGUUGUUGAAUAUUUUGGCACUCAACAUAGGAAAACAUACAUUACCCGUAUCAAAAUUCAGUUUAUUCAAACCUUAAAGCAGAGUCAUUCAAAAUGUAAUAAACUGUUUAUUAAAUUUAGGAAAUGCCGCAAUUAAUUCGUAGAUUGACAGAAAUAUUCACUAUGAAUAUCACCAUGGUAAUGAAUGUUAGCAUUAUACUCUUUACAAUCGUAGAAUCAUACGUAUUCCCAUUUGCGAUUAUAAAAUGGAUGGUCAUCGUGACGCAAUGGGGAGGACUGUUACCUAUUAUAAAAGGUAACCUUGCACGUCAUAAACCCCUACGGUCGCUGUACAAAUACAAUUUGCGACUUAUCACAUCAAGAAGUUUAUCCAAGGGGAAUACUUAUGAAAAUGUAUCCCACGUAAGUGUUGUUGUGGAAAGCAAUAGUGAUAUCCCAAGCGGCGGUGAGAGAAUGCAGUUAAGCUAUUGUGGUCAAGAUUGCAACAGGAUACCCACCGCACUACAGAAAAUGUAUGGUCCUAAAGUGAAGUAUUUGGAUUUGAGCUACAACAGUAUCGAGACUCUGAAGGGCUUGGAGCAGUUCAACAGAUUGGAAGAACUGAUACUGGACAACAAUAAAUUAGGGGACAAUGUGACUUUCCCUCACCUACCGCAUUUAAGGACACUAUCGCUCAAUAACAAUCAGAUAACCGACCUAGAAGUACUGAUUAACAAAGUGAAUGAACACUUUCCGUCACUCUCGUACUUGAGUCUACUCAGCAACAAAGCAUGUCCGAAUCAACUUUCGGACUUAGACAAAGAUGAGUCCGAUUACCAGCGAUACAGGUACUUUGUAAUAUACAAAUUACCCCUUUUGCGAUUUUUGGACUCGCGUCGUGUGUCAGCAAGUGAACAAAGGGAAGCCGCAACACGAGGGGAAUUCAUGCGGGUGAGACGUCCGCCAGACGAAGUUGUGGAUGACCUGAACAGGUCACAGUUAUCCCAAACACAAUCUCGCAGACCGUUGCCUGUUGACUUUGCAGCGUUGGGCAAACACAAAGGUGCCUACGGUAAAAUCCAUUACAAGUAUACUGGCAAGCAUUCGGAAGGUAAUAGGUUUAUAGUGAAUAAUGAUUUGUGAACAAAUAUACAUAAUCAAACACUUUUAAAUAAUAUAGGUUUCUAAGAAGUUAAAAAUUAAAAAGGCUGAAUUAUACAACAUGUUAGGUUUUUUUAGUUUUCUUUAUUAUAUAUCAAAAUAUAUUUUAUUAGUUCAAGUAUUUUUAUAUUAGAUAUAUCUUGUAACUGUAUUAGAAAAUAUCUGGCACUCGAUGCUAAUCAAUAAAGUAUUUUACGCAUUAUCACGUUAGCGGGGUGACAAGGCACUAAAACCAUAGAAUGUAAUAGUAAAAUGUAGCUCUGUGUUUUAAAAAAUCAUUUCAGUCCUAACCAAGUAUCAAAUAUGAUUGAUUUAGAGUACAAAAAUUUCACUGAACCUAAUUCCUUUUAUACCGUCGGAUGUCACCCGCACCGCGUAAAAUAAAAACUGCACGGCGCAGCAACAUGUCGUAGAAAUCAAUUUACUUCCAUAGUCUGUUUUAAUGAAACUUAAUGAAAAGGUAACCACAUUUUGUUGAAAUUAUAAUAGAAACAUUAUCUAAAUAUAAUUUUUUUCAUGUUUAAUAACAAAACGAUCAAUCAAUUAAUCGAUAUUUCAUGUUUACUACUAUUGGGCAUCAACACAAACUACAAAAGACACAUUCAAUAUAUUUUUUUUUCUUCAACAGACUGUGUAGUAAUUUUAAAUGUUUGUCUUAUGAAAAUUGUGUACCAACAUUAAAAAUGUUUACCUUCAAGAUAUCUUUAAGAUAUUUAAAGAACUAUAUUUUGUUAUUGACAUGAAAGAAAAACCAUUUACUCGUAUUCUGAUGCAUCAUGCAUGCAACGUUUGCCAUUGGUUUAAUACCAAUUACCAUUACUAUGAUAAACUUUAUUGUGAACUGUGUGAAUAGAAAAAAAAAAAAACUAAAAAAGCUAAUUCUAAAAUUGGCACACGAAUAAGCAUUGCUCAAAAACACCGCUACUAUUAAAUUCUUCCCAUAAUCAAAACAAUAUAUCAAGCAAGGCCUUUGUCGUGUACUAACUAAUCCUGUAUUUAUAAAAUAAUACACAUUUCACUACCGUACACAUUUAAAUACAGCAGGAUUAUUUUUUAUAUGGCUUUAUAUAAUAGAAAAUAAUUAUCUUGCCUUGUUUUGCGCACACCCUGCCCUAUCAUCUACAUAAACAACCCCACACACGCUAAUAUAAAAAGAUUACUACAAUGAAAACGUCGCGGUCACGGAAUAUACCGCUUUUGUCGUCGUUUUUUAUAUAACCGUAUACAUUAUACAGAAUGAGAUCGAAAUCAUUAGCAUCCUUUUAAGGAAAUGCUUUAUCGGUGAAAAUGAACAUUUUCCCAAAGAAACGUGCAUAUAAAAAGACGAAAGAAUUCAAGCCUCCCAUAUUAACGCUACGCAUCUGUUGAUUACGAUCGAUUUUUCUUUGGGAAUAGUAUUUAUUUACAUUGGUAAAACACUUCCUUGUAUACUUCUGAAUUCUAUUUUUUUUUUCUAUCUCUAUAUUUUUAUAACAUAUAUAUGAGGUGACAAACAAAAAUACGGCCCGCCUGAUAGCAAACGGUUAUCGCAACCUAUGAACACCUGCAAUACUUUUCUAUUUUUUUUAUUUUUGAUAGAAUGGUAUCGCCGCCUGCGCUAUGGGUGGGUAUACGUUGGCGGGGCACAGAUAUAGAUGGUAGGUCAGAAUGGCAGCUGGUCAGGAAAAUUCUGGUCUGGUGAAGAAUUCCACAAAAAUUAACCACGAUGGUUUCCUGGGGAAACCGCAUGGAGGUUGACUUACUAGCUAUAUUGCUGGCAAUUGGGCUUUUAGACUCCAUUACCAACAAUCCCCUUCCUACUUACAAUACUAAAGGCAUUGCACGUACGUUUCCAACCCUGAAGAAACCUCUUUACCCCACUUUUGAAGAACCCCUACUGUAGUCUCUUGGGAAAACCCCAAUAGAUUUAUACUUUACUAGUACAUACGACAUAUCUGCAGAGUGAAACAUAAAAGUUAUAAUUUAUAACCGCUCGAAAUCCUACGACGAUUAAUAAAACUGAAAAACUUAUUUCGAGGAACAUGUAGAUAUAUCAAUAUAAUUUUUACCGCUCGACUUAAAUCGGUCACAUUACCGCGCAGUUUGCAUGAAGGAUCAAUUUCGUUUGUAUCCCACAUCGACCUUCGACUUUGCCCGGGUAAGUGAACCUGUUUUAUAAGUACUAACGACCAUCACCGGAUAUUGGAUUGGUAUUCUCUUUAUUACACCCUGUAUGUAUUUAUUAUUUUGUAAUAAUGAUGUUUAAACCAAACUUUAUGACAUUGGAAUAAGGUUUAGCUCGGCCAGAUUAUCCAUGAAAGGCGAGAAUUAAUAUAAUGUAGUAUACUUACCUACUUAUAACGACAUCUAAUCUUAAAAUCAUGUCUUUAUGAAAUUUAUUGUGAUUAAUAUUACACGUGGCAAUUGUUGAAUGAGGAAAAAUUGUUAUAGAAAAUGUUAUAAAAUAUGUAAACGAUCCUAAUAAUCUUAUGUUUGCAAAAAUUUGAAAAAUGCGUACAAUAAAAAGCAUCCCCGGUGGUACCAUAUGUAUUUAUUGGCAAUUUAGAGACAGGUGUUC